UCCAACGUCAGAGUAGUGUUUAAAACGCAGAUUAUUCCAUGGACAAGGGUGUCAGUGUGAUGCAUUUGACUUGAGUUAUUGGGUUAAUCCAGCACUCUGUCUUGUAUUCUGCACUCAUAAACGCUUACUGUAGGCUACUACAGUGGAUUUUUUGGAAAGCAAUCUCCCCCUGUGUAUGCUACAAGUAGCAUUUUGGAACUCUGUGGAGAUUGCAUUGGCAAUGACAUCGCUCCCGUGCGCUCUGUGCAUAAUAUGGAUAUGUCUGAUCUGUCAUUCGAUGGGAACGGGAUUUAUUUACCAGGUUCCCGGAGUGACUGUUCAACGCGUCAACUCGGAGCAGGGCGCGAGCACCGGUUCACCAGGCAGCGGAUCAAACAUUCAGCUCAGGAACUGGUGCCAGUACACAGUGUUGAGGACGGUGAAGUGCCAGGUGCCCAAUGGAACAGAGACCAUGGUGCAGAGAGUGUUCCAGGGCUGCCGCUGGCCAGGACCCUGCUCCAAACUCAUCAGCUACAGGACCAUGGUCAGGCCGUCUUACAAGGUGGCCUAUCGGCAGGUCACUGCUCGGGAGUGGAGGUGCUGUCCUGGGUUUGUAGGAGAUGCAUGUCGAGAAGAGUGUAUGAACUGCACUGGCUUCACUGAUAUGAACAGCAGACUGAACUACAUCGAGUCCAAGAUUACGCUGCUAGAGGGAGCAGGUUCACCGUCACCAUCCUUCAACAACUCAACAGAGGGCUCCAGUGAUAACGAGGUGUACACCCCCAACCCCACCCCUAUAGGCCCUCCAUCCUACCUACGGACAGGAGGAAGAGGACCACCAGGGCCAAUUGGACCACCAGGAAUUCCGGGCCCAGCUGGCGAGGCAGGGGUUCCAGGACAGACCGGACCCACAGGGCCAAUGGGAGAGAGAGGAAGCCCAGGAGAGAUCGGUCUUCCAGGCCUCCCCGGACCUCCAGGCCCUCAAGGGCCAUGCUCCUCCUCUACCCAGCCGAGAGGUGACAUGUUUGGGUUCGACGAGCAGGCAGAGGAGACUCCUCUUACUCCAACCCUUCCUGAGGUCGUAGCUGGUCCUCCCGGCCCAUCUGGUCCCCCUGGUCCCCCCGGACCCCCAGGUCCCCCUGGACCAAUUGGACCAGCAGGAGUUCCAGGUCUCCCAGGGCAAGACGCAGAGGGAGGCCUCCAAGGCAAGGCUGGGGAUCCUGGGCCUAAAGGAGACAGAGGAGAGAGGGGCCCUCCAGGAUUACCAGGGGAGUACGGCCAGCCUGGGCAGUCUGGGCAGAAGGGGGAGCCAGGAGAGGGUUUGCCUGAGGGGGGUGCUGAAGGAGUGCAGCAGCUGAGGGAAGCUCUCAAGAUCCUGGCAGAAAGAGUUCUGAUUCUGGAACACAUGAUUGGCAUCCACGAGAGUCCAGUGGAGUCAGGCUCUGGACUGGAGAGCCAACCAGACUCCUUCUCCUUCCCCGCCAUCAGGACCAGACCGGCCGAGUCCACCAUCAAGACCAGACGACUCCAGCCUCUCCGACUCUCCUCCCGUCCGUCCCCAAGGAAACACUCUCCCUAUAGUGAUGGUCAGAGAGAGACAAGGUCUUUUUAAAGACACCAAUGAGUGUUUAGUGUGUGUGUCUGUGUGUGUGUGUGUGUGUGUGUGUCCAUGCGUGUUUGUUUAUGUGUGUGUGGGUGUGUGUGUGUGUGUGUGCGUCCAUGCGAGUGUGUCUGAGAGGGCAGGGGAGAAAUGGAAAUGGAAAGAUAUACUACAAAACGCCUGCAGAAAGUAUUCAUUUACAUAAUGCAUGACUGGAUAUGUACUUUUCAGAAAUAUACUCGUACGUAAUCUCUCUUCUGAGUAUUAGUUGUACACAUUUAAUUAACAUGCUGUUCUGAGAGCUGAAACCAGACCAUGCUAUGUGCUGUUCUGUAGGUUUUUGGACUACCUUCCUGCUUACCUUAUUAAAAAUAAGUGGAAUGAAAUGGGUAUCAUCUGGUGCACAAAACGAAAAUAAGUAAAAAGUGGAAAAAUUGUGUUUUAAGAAAUCAGUCGGGGUCUCAACUUACUGUUAUUUAGGAUAGUAGAAUACACAACGUGCAAUUUAAAAAUGUUGGUUGUGCACCAGCAGUUUCUCUCUUGUUAUGUCAGUCACUCACAGUCACUCAA
Molecule: messenger RNA, 2149 nt
Organism: Coregonus clupeaformis (lake whitefish)
Lineage: Eukaryota; Metazoa; Chordata; Actinopteri; Salmoniformes; Salmonidae
Product: collagen alpha-1(XXVI) chain-like
Exons: 14
Coding region: 176-1591 (471 amino acids)
Molecular function (GO): protein binding
Source: RefSeq, a predicted model, not a curated record